GAACCAGCCAGCCCAUUGCCGCAGGAACAGGAACCCAAAAAAGGGACGAACCCAACUAUCGAUCCAACAAAAAUUGUGAUCAAAGAUGAAGCACGAAGAGAGAGAGGAAAAAAGAAAAGAAAAGAAAAAAGAGCGGUCUUCUUUGCUUCUUCUCCGUCUUUUUGGCGGGCUAAGCAAACGGGCGCCCCAGGCAGCAUGAAAUACGGUCUGAAUAUCUGGGAUGGCCCAGCGCCACCGUCUCCCACUACUGCUGGGCCUGCUUGGCCAUUUUUAUUUUAUUUUAUUUUGAGGCCAGCCAGCGAGAUCCCAAAGAGCAGGCGGCGGGAGAGUAUCCAGCACACAGGCUGCCGGGUGAAGAGAUUUUAUUAA
Trichophyton verrucosum HKI 0517 is the source of this 369-nucleotide messenger RNA. RefSeq lists its product as uncharacterized. NCBI's taxonomy places the organism in Eukaryota, Fungi, Ascomycota, Eurotiomycetes, Onygenales, Arthrodermataceae. The record is from RefSeq and is a predicted model, not a curated record. The annotation marks the transcript as partial. The transcript has a single exon.